Sinocyclocheilus rhinocerous is the source of this 1294-nucleotide messenger RNA. Its product is annotated as glycogenin-1-like. The record is from RefSeq and is a predicted model, not a curated record. The transcript has 8 exons. Bases 111 to 1220 code for a protein of 369 amino acids. NCBI's taxonomy places the organism in Eukaryota, Metazoa, Chordata, Actinopteri, Cypriniformes, Cyprinidae. Gene Ontology annotation, molecular function: glycosyltransferase activity.
AGGGGUCAUGUGACCAUGAAAGUCAUGUCACUAGUAUAAAUCCUCAGACAGACCACGAACUGCUUCUCUCCCAGCCCUGUAUCCGGUUCGGUUUGGCUGUUACGUGAGCCAUGGCAGACCAGGCUUUUGUCACCCUCGCCACAACUGACAAUUAUGCCAAAGGAGCAAUGGUACUUGGCAAGUCCUUGAGGAACCACAACACAUCGAGGAAACUAGUGGCCCUGAUUGGCCCCCAUGUCUCGGAACCCUCCAGAGCAGUGCUUCAUAAAGUCUAUGAUGAGGUCAGGCUGGUGGACGUCCUGGACAGUGGGGAUGCUGCACACUUGGCCAUGAUGAAGAGACCUGACCUGGGCGUCACCUUCACCAAACUCCACGGCUGGACUCUUACAGAAUACUCCAAAUGCGUGUUUAUGGAUGCAGAUACUCUAGUUUUGUCUAACAUAGAUGAGUUAUUUGAGAGAGAGGAACUCUCUGCUGCACCAGAUCCCGGCUGGCCUGAUUGCUUCAACUCUGGUGUGUUCGUCUUCCGUCCCUCCAACGAGACUUAUGGGAAGCUUCUCACCACCUGCUCUGAGAAUGGCAGCUUUGAUGGUGGGGAUCAGGGCAUUCUCAAUAGCUUCUUCAGUGAUUGGGCAACAGCAGACAUUUCAAAACACCUUCCUUUCAUCUACAACCUCAGCAGUAUCGCCAUCUACACCUAUCUCCCAGCAUUCAAGCAAUACGGCCGCGAUGCCAAGGUAGUUCAUUUCCUUGGCAAAGUCAAACCGUGGGAUUACAGUUAUGACACCACAAGCAAAACAUUAAAGGGACAGUCCCAGGAUGCUUCUGACAUGCACCCCAACUUCUUGCUGCAAUGGUGGGAGCUUUUCUCUUCUUCAGUAUUGCCCCUCAUGAAGGAGGAAUACGGUGACCAGCCCUUCCAUUCCGGAUGCACAGAGUUUCGUGUCACAUGGGAUAUUGCAGCCUACACAGACACAACUAUUUUUAGAAAUGCUUUUGUGUUGGGUAAAAAUCUCUUCCUGAAUGACUUUCCAUCAACUGACAUGGUUCAUAGUGAUAUUCACGUUGAUGUGGCUCAGAUGCACAUAUCCCAUCAUCCCCCUCCACCUCAGAUGUCGUCUCAGGAGCGCAAACAGAAGUGGGAACAUGGCCAAGCUGACUACAUGGGACUGGACUCUUUUGAGAACAUAGAGAAAAAGCUAGAUUCUUUCUUGAAGUGAGAGACUCAUAGGAACGGAUCAGCAGAUCUAGUUUUGUACUAGGGUACGUAUAGGCCAUGAAAUCACAUUAAAAA